UUUGUGUUGGUCUUUACUGGUACGACCAUCUAUGGUCCAUUUCAUUUGCUGAGCAACGCUCAGGACCUGCUCGGUAACUUUGUACGUGGCCUCGAGGUGUUCUCGGAUCUCAGCCUGGUGACGGUGCAUCUCCUCUUCAGAUUCACGCAGGUGUAGCGCCAACCCCUUGAUGUCAAACAGGAUCUCUUGAAUCGAAGCGUUUGUGAAGUCCUUAAUGCGCAGCUCCAGUAGCUCGAGGGAUUGGGCUACCCCGCGAUCGUCGUUGAAGAGAACUAUCCCCAUCAUAGUCUUAAGUCUCUCCCUCUUACUGGUAGCCAGCUCGUACGAAUUCUGGAGAACGCUCAGGAACAAAGUGAGCAUGUGUCGCGGUUUAGGACCUCUCCUUCUCAGCCUCUGCAGUCGCAACUCACCUUUGGUGAGGGCGCGAUGCCAGCAAGGGCUAGCGCUGUUUACAAUCACUUACCUACAUGUACCGUUCGUAGCUUCACACAAAUACAACCUCAGUUCAAUCCUCAAUUCCUUGCGCACUGCUUGCACUCACUGCGACAGCAUGCCAUAUGCCGGCUCGCGGAGGCUACACGGCAGACGUGCUUCGCCUUCGCCACGCUUCUGCUCUAGGAAGUUGUUCGGCUGCUUUAGGAAUGCUGAUGAGCGUUCCAUCAAGGUGACAAACCCAUCCAGAACAUCCCCAAACCCUUUUGCCGCCUGUACCACGAAGCUGAUCGCGUUCCAACAUUGAGAAGCUGGGCCGAAGAGUAUACCUGCUCCUUGUGCGAUGAUG
Messenger RNA from Didymella exigua CBS 183.55, 781 nucleotides. RefSeq lists its product as uncharacterized. The record is from RefSeq and is a predicted model, not a curated record. Bases 215 to 739 code for a protein of 174 amino acids. Lineage: Eukaryota; Fungi; Ascomycota; Dothideomycetes; Pleosporales; Didymellaceae. The transcript has a single exon.